This is a messenger RNA of Paramecium pentaurelia, 642 nucleotides long. NCBI's taxonomy places the organism in Eukaryota, Ciliophora, Oligohymenophorea, Peniculida, Parameciidae. The record is from the annotation of a GenBank genome assembly.
AUGUUUUUAAAUGGGUAAUCCUUUGAUUAGUUGAUAUAAAGAAUGAAAAAUUUUGAAGAUAAACUAAAAAAUAGGCCAGAUAUAGUAUUAGCAAAAUACUUUAAGAUACAAAAGACUAAUGAUAAAUCUAAAUGUUCAAUAUGUACAAAGGCAAAUUAAAAAUCAAUUAUGACUCCUUGCAAUCAUAUAUUCCAUGCUAAAUGUAUAGUUGAAAAGAUUAAGAAUAAGUAAUUGAAAUGUCCAGAUUGUGAUAAAAUUUAUGGAGUUCCUCCUUAACCACCUGGUACAUUUAACAAAUAAAUCAUCAAACAAUCUUGUCAAGGAUAUGAAAAUACUGAGACUAUAGAAAUUAUUUAUGAAAUACCUAAUGGAUUGUAAAAUGGGAUUCAUUAUAGAGGUACAAAACAAACUUGUUAUAUACCUAAAACUAAAGAAGGAGAAGAAUUAGCUGAUUUAUUAAAGAAAGCAUUUGAUAAAGGUCUAGUAUUUACAAUUGGAAGAUCAUUAUAGGAUGGCCAUAAGUAUUAAGUCUAAUUUAAUGAUUUGCAUCAUAAGACAAGUUUGAAUGGAGGUAAAUAUGGUUAUCCAGAUGCUACUUAUAUUGAUAGAAUGAUAUCAGAAUUAAAACAGAGAUUAAGUUGA